AGCCACAACACACCGCUCGAGGCACCCCAGCGCCGCGGACCGUCGGCUCAAUCCCGAGGGGGGCAGGGGGAGCUCAGAGCAGGGGGUCCAACACACCGAGGAGGGACGAAGACAUCACGGCGUGAGUUGGGGGCUGCCUUCCAACCUGAAGGGGCCGGUGGUUCGGCCACACCACCCUGGAUUAGCUAGUUUGUACCCGCGCAGCUAAGUGAAUGGGAUGGAGCCGGGACCGUCUGGCGCUGUGCCCAUGGGGGUCUUCCCCCCACCCCUGCAGCAGGUGUUCCAUGCCCCGCGUCGGCCAGGAAUGGGCACUGUGGGCAAGCCCAUCAAACUGCUGGCCAACUACUUCGAGGUGGAGAUCCCCAAGAUGGACGUCUACCACUACGAGGUGGACAUUAAGCCGGACAAGUGCCCGCGGCGAGUCAACCGGGAAGUGGUGGAGUACAUGGUGCAGCACUUCAAGCCGCAGCUCUUUGGCGACCGCAAGCCCGUGUACGACGGCAAGAAGAAUAUCUACACGGUGCUGGCGCUGCCCAUCGGCAGUGAAAAGGUGGAUUUCGAGGUUACCAUCCCAGGGGAGGGCAAGGACCGAAUCUUCAAGGUGUCCAUCCGUUGGCUGGCUAAGGUGUCAUGGCGCCUGCUGCAGGAGACGCUGGUCAGCGGGCGGCUACAGGUGCCCCUCGACUCGGUGCAAGCCCUGGACGUGGCCAUGCGUCACUUGGCCUCUAUGAGGUACACUCCUGUGGGUCGCUCGUUCUUCUCCCCGCCAGAAGGCUACUACCACCCUCUGGGCGGUGGCCGGGAAGUAUGGUUCGGCUUCCACCAGUCGGUGCGGCCCGCCAUGUGGAAGAUGAUGCUCAACAUCGACGUGUCUGCCACCGCCUUCUACAAAGCCCAGCCUGUCAUCGAAUUCAUGUGCGAAGUUCUGGACAUCCGCAACAUAGAUGAGCAGCCCAAAACCCUCACCGAUUCGCAACGGGUUCGCUUCACCAAAGAGAUCAAAGUAGUGUCAGGUCUCGUAUACCCCGCUUCGCCAGGCCUCAAGGUGGAAGUGACCCACUGUGGGCAAAUGAAGAGGAAGUACCGUGUAUGCAAUGUCACCCGACGUCCUGCCAGCCAUCAGACGUUCCCCCUCCAGCUCGAAAGCGGGCAGACCGUAGAAUGCACUGUUGCUCAGUACUUCAAGCAGAAGUACAACCUGCAGUUAAAAUACCCCCACCUGCCCUGCCUGCAGGUGGGGCAGGAGCAGAAGCACACAUAUCUGCCCCUAGAGGUGUGCAACAUCGUGGCGGGCCAAAGAUGCAUCAAGAAGCUGACGGAUAAUCAGACGUCCACCAUGAUCAAAGCGACUGCUCGCUCGGCGCCCGAUAGACAGGAAGAGAUCAGCCGGCUGAUGAAGAACGCCAACUUCAACCUCGACCCCUACAUCCAGGAAUUUGGCAUCAAGGUGAAGGACGACAUGGCUGAAGUAACGGGCAGAGUGCUUCCAGCUCCGAUCCUGCAGUACGGAGGACGGAACCGAGCCAUAGCCACCCCAAAUCAGGGCGUGUGGGACAUGCGGGGCAAGCAGUUCUACAACGGCAUCGAGAUCAAAGUGUGGGCCAUCGCCUGCUUUGCCCCGCAGAAGCAAUGCAGAGAGGAGGUGCUGAAGAACUUCACAGACCAGUUACGCAAGAUCUCCAAGGACGCCGGCAUGCCCAUCCAAGGCCAGCCGUGCUUCUGCAAGUACGCGCAGGGAGCGGACAGCGUGGAGCCCAUGUUCAGACACCUGAAGAACACCUACUCGGGGCUACAGCUCAUCAUUGUCAUCCUGCCCGGCAAAACUCCCGUCUACGCGGAGGUGAAGCGCGUGGGAGACACCCUGCUGGGCAUGGCCACGCAAUGCGUCCAGGUGAAGAACGUGGUCAAGACGUCCCCUCAGACCCUCUCCAACCUUUGCCUCAAGAUUAACGUCAAGCUGGGGGGCAUCAAUAACAUCCUGGUGCCGCACCAAAGGUCAGCGGUGUUCCAGCAGCCGGUUAUCUUCCUGGGAGCUGAUGUGACGCACCCUCCUGCUGGAGACGGCAAGAAACCCUCCAUCACUGCUGUGGUGGGCAGCAUGGACGCCCACCCCAGCCGCUACUGCGCCACCGUGCGGGUCCAGCGGCCUCGGCAGGAGAUCAUCGAGGAUCUGUCCUACAUGGUGCGCGAGCUGCUCAUCCAGUUCUAUAAGUCCACCCGCUUCAAGCCCACCAGGAUCAUCUUCUACAGGGACGGCGUUCCGGAAGGCCAACUGCCGCAGAUUCUCCACUAUGAGCUGCUGGCCAUCAGGGACGCCUGCAUUAAGCUGGAGAAGGACUACCAGCCCGGCAUCACUUACAUUGUGGUGCAGAAGCGCCAUCACACGCGCCUCUUCUGUGCCGACAAAUCUGAAAGGAUUGGAAAAAGCGGAAACAUACCCGCUGGCACUACAGUGGACACCAGCAUCACUCACCCCUUUGAGUUUGACUUCUACCUGUGUAGCCACGCAGGCAUACAGGGUACGAGCCGGCCGUCGCAUUAUUACGUCUUGUGGGAUGACAAUCGUUUCACGGCCGACGAGUUGCAGAUCCUCACCUACCAGUUGUGCCACACCUACGUACGCUGCACCCGCUCUGUGUCCAUCCCGGCGCCAGCCUACUACGCCCGCCUCGUGGCCUUCCGUGCCCGCUACCAUCUUGUGGACAAAGAGCACGACAGCGGGGAGGGCAGUCACGUGUCAGGUCAGAGUAACGGCCGGGACCCCCAGGCGCUAGCUAAAGCGGUCCAGAUCCACCACGACACCCUGAGGACCAUGUACUUCGCCUGAGCUGCAUAGCAAGGCAGCCGCCACUUCCCCUCACCAUGUCCCUUACGCCCAAGUGGGCUCGCAGCUCUCCACCACUAUGACCACCUCAUCCUCUUCCCUUAUCCCUGUGUGACUGCCCACGACUCAUCACCCACCCGCCAUAUCGAUCCAAUCUUCAAAACAUUCUCCAGCCUCAUCCACUCAAAAGGUUAUGAAUAUUAUUAUUAUUAUUGCGAUUGUUCCUUUGUUUUUACUCGACCGGGACUGUUUUAGUUUUUUCGUCUGUAUUACGAUGUAAUAUUGUUUACUACCUUCACACUCGCAAGUAAGUAUGCAAUAUGGAGGAAAUUAGGCGGUGCACAAUGCUGCCUCUUUAAUCCAAUCCCGAUGCCAGUGUUCCAAAAUCACAAAGAUUGGGUAUCCUUUGCUUACUUUCAUUGUUUUUACAAAUAAUGUUAUUCUUCUUGUAUUGUUUCUUUUUUUUUUUUUUUUUAAACCCACCUUGAGCUACUUUAGCACUUAGCGUUUAGCAUGUAGGUGCCUGCGCGCCAUUUUCACUUUCCUAAGCGGGUGUAGCAUAUCUUAGAGCCUUUAGAAGGCUUCGCAAAGUAUAACAAUGGACGCUUGCGUUGAGCCAGGGGCGGGGAACCUUUUUGCCUGUCUCUUCCGCAAUUGUAGUCCGCAGGUUGCCCACCCUUGGUGUGUAAAAGAUACUUGCACCCCGUGCACCUGAACCAGCAUAAUUAACCAGCCAAAAAAAGAACAAACAACCAAUGGAAAAAGGAGGCACUUCAACAGGGAGCUCGUUUUUAUGAUUUUUGUCUGUAUGCUCUUUAAAGAUUUACAAGGCACUUUUUGUUUUACUUAUUGAUUUUUUUUUAGGACUUCCAAAUGGCCUCAUCUUUGUACACUAAGUCGCACACUUCUAUAGCUAUACAUGAGCUCUUACCUCACCGCAUAGACAGCAGAAGCACACUCUCUCAAGACUAUCCCUCUUCAAAUGCACUUGUUCCUCAACACUCAUCCUUUGUCAUCGUCACCUUCAUUACUGCGUUUAUCGCUUCGCAAUCCUUUCGCGCAGCGUUUCCCAAACUUGUCAAAGGCAUUUGUUUCGUUUUUCACCAUGGCACCUGCCACAGAGUUACAAUAGUGCGGUCCAGUCUGCCAAUGUCAUAUUGCUUUCUGACCCCUGUACCAGUAGUUGAAUGCAUGAAGCAAAACUGAUUGGCGCCGCCUAGUGUAAGAAAAUGUAUGGACUCAGUUUGGGAAACCUUGCCUUUUUUUGUGUCAGCCAAUCUCCCUUGGUGCUCCGUGUGCAUGGGUGGCACGAAUAAGGGAGUUGCGACCACUUAUUAAUACACCCUGCCUUUUUAAAUAUGAUAAUAAUAAUAAUGCAUGGAACACGUUGUAAAACUGGAUUAUCUGAGCCACUUUUUUUCGCUGCCUGUUUGCCUCAAUUGUGAAGUAGUUACAAAAAUCUGCCCCCCUCCCCAUCACCACCACAUUACUUGAGUAUUGUGAAUCGUCUGUGGAGACCGAAGUCCCUUUCACACUUGUUUACUUUUUGUUGGAUGUAUUCAUUUUCAGUGGCAAAAUAAAUUCUGCAAAUACUGUAAUUUAGUUUUUAGUGAUGUGGAAAAAGUAGCACUUUUACUGUGGGUGCCGCCAAUCUUACGGAUCUGGUACUACCUCCAAAAAUGGAAAAUUCUUGCUCUGAAAGCGCAGACAGUUAAGCAAACUUAUCUCGCCUUGGGUUCGAAAUGUCGUGUCUUUUUGCCGAUUAGUUUUGUGUGAAAGAGGCUUUGGUCCAAAUGCCACCUUGGUUGCCCCACCAAAGGCGUUUGUGGGGUUUUUAAAUCACAUUUAUGGACUCGCAUAUUGUCCAAAAAAAAAGCCUUUGUACGAUGUUUUACUGACCCGUCAUUGUGUUGAAGGUGAUUUGUACAUAUAAAUAAAUAUAUGAUAUUAACCUGUUAUGUAUUUUGGCUCACCACUCGCCAGGCCUUGUCACAAUUUUUCGGGGGCCAGUACUCUCCCGCCGUCUCGUCCGUUCCGCCCUCUCCAGAUAAUAAUGAUUCGCGGCAGUUCCUUGCACCGCUGAAACCAGAUGCAGUUCUCACUCACUGAAGCCACAAAGCACCUUGCAAGAGGGGGCGGACGGGCAGGCAAGCGGUAGGGCCAGGUGGGUUUGUGGGGUUCGGAUUGUAUGUACGACAGCCGGCAGCCUCACCAUCUGACUAAGCAAUAUCGAAGCCAGUGAUCAAGAACAAUCCUUGUCAUAGCACUUCCCAAUAGAUUUGGAAUGAAAGGACUUGGAAGCGUUACGCUCUUUUGGCUCUCUAUGUGAUAGUAGUAAUGGAAACUCUGUGGGGAGGGUUAUUUUUUAAGAAGAAAAUAAAUUUGUUUUUUAAAUAA
This is a messenger RNA of Syngnathus typhle (broad-nosed pipefish), 5221 nucleotides long. RefSeq names its product argonaute RISC component 1 (gene ago1). The coding region runs from base 218 to 2827 and encodes 869 amino acids. The record is from RefSeq and is a predicted model, not a curated record. Gene Ontology annotation, molecular function: protein binding; RNA binding. The transcript is spliced from 20 exons. Lineage: Eukaryota; Metazoa; Chordata; Actinopteri; Syngnathiformes; Syngnathidae.